Balaenoptera ricei (Rice's whale) is the source of this 3062-nucleotide messenger RNA. It is a transcript of the gene NCLN, whose product is annotated as nicalin. The record is from RefSeq and is a predicted model, not a curated record. The coding region runs from base 95 to 1831 and encodes 578 amino acids. NCBI's taxonomy places the organism in Eukaryota, Metazoa, Chordata, Mammalia, Artiodactyla, Balaenopteridae. Gene Ontology annotation, biological process: regulation of signal transduction. The transcript has 15 exons. Gene Ontology annotation, cellular component: endoplasmic reticulum membrane.
CGGCACCUACCCAUGCCUAGGUGAGUUCGCGUGAGCCGCCGCCGCCGCCGUCCCGUCCCCGCCGCCGCCCCGCGCGGCCCCGCCGCAGGCCAGGAUGCUGGAGGAAGCAGGAGAGGUGCUGGAGAACAUGCUGAAGGCGUCGUGCCUGCCGCUCGGCUUCAUCGUCUUCCUGCCCGCCGUGCUGCUGCUCGUGGCGCCGCCGCUGCCCGCCGCCGACGCGGCUCACGAGUUCACCGUGUAUCGCAUGCAGCAGUACGACCUGCAGGGACAGCCCUACGGCACGCGGAACGCGGUGCUGAACACGGAGGCGCGCACCAUUGACGCGGACGUGCUGAGCCGGCGCUGCGUGCUCAUGCGGCUGCUGGACUUCUCGUACGAGCGCUACCAGCGCGCCCUACGCCAGUCGGCCGGUGCCGUGGUCAUCAUCCUGCCGCGGGCCAUGGCCGCGGUGCCGCAGGACGUCAUCCGGCAAUUCAUGGAGAUCGAGCCCGAGAUGCUGGCCAUGGAGACCAUCGUGCCUGUGUACUUCGCCGUGGAGGACGACGCCCUGCUGUCCAUCUACGAGCAGACGCAGGCUGCGUCCGCCUCCCAGGGCUCCGCCUCUGCCGCCGAAGUGCUGCUCCACACCGCCACUGCCAACGGCUUCCAGAUGGUCACCAGCGGGGUCCAGAGCAAGGCCGUGAGCGACUGGCUCAUCACCAGCGUGGAGGGGCGGCUGACCGGGCUGGGCGGAGAGGACCUGCCCACCAUCGUCAUCGUGGCCCACUACGACGCCUUCGGGGUGGCCCCGUGGCUGUCGCACGGCGCGGACUCCAAUGGGAGUGGCAUCUCCGUGCUGCUGGAGCUCACCCGUCUCUUCUCCAGGCUCUAUACCUACAAGCGCACCCACGCCGCGUACAACCUCCUGUUCUUUGCUUCUGGAGGAGGAAAGUUCAACUACCAGGGCACUAAGCGCUGGUUAGAAGACAAUCUGGACCACACAGAUUCCAGCCUGCUCCAGGACAACGUGGCCUUCGUCCUCUGCCUGGACACCCUGGGCCGGGGGGACAGCCUGCACCUGCACGUGUCCAAGCCGCCCAGGGAGGGGACGCUACAGCACUCCUUCCUGCGGGAGCUCGAGACGGUGGCCGCCCACCAGUUCCCCGAGGUGCGGUUCUCCAUGGUGCACAAGAAGAUCAACCUGGCGGAGGACAUCCUGGCCUGGGAGCAUGAGCGCUUCGCCAUCCGCCGGCUGCCUGCCUUCACCCUGUCGCAUCUGGAGAGCCACCGCGAUGGCCAGCGCAGCAGCAUCAUGGACGUGCGGUCCCGGGUUGACUCUAAAACCCUGACCCGAAACACGAGGCUCAUCGCCGAGGCCCUGACCCGUGUCAUCUACAACCUGACGGAGAAGGGGACGCCCCCGGACAUGCCAGUCUUCACGGAGCAGAUGCAGAUCCAACAGGAGCAGCUGGACUCGGUGAUGGACUGGCUGACCACCCAGCCGCGGGCCGCGCAGCUGGUGGGCAAGGACGGCCCGCUCCUCAGCACGCUGGAGCACUACCUCAGCCACUACCUGAAGGAGGUCAGGCCGCACCACGUCAAGGCCGACAAGCGGGACCCUGAGUUUGUCUUCUACGACCAGCUGAAGCAGGUGAUGAACGCCUACAGGGUCAAGCCGGCCAUCUUCGACCUGCUUCUGGCCGUCUGCAUCGGCGCCUACCUGGGGAUGGCCUACACGGCGGUCCAGCUCCCUCGGAGGAGCGCUGGUCUGGGGCCUGGCCGCGGACUCGGGAACAGAAGUGUGGAUGAGCCCCCGCCCUGGAGUCGGCCCCGUGGCCCUCGGGGCGCGUAAGCCACGCCAGGAAAGAGGAACUGCGCCCAGCUCAGCCUCGCCCUCACCCCCGCCCGUGAUGCUGACCGUGGACCUGGCGGUCGCGCGGUCGCAGGCCAACAGGGUCAGGGCCAGGCCACCCCCGUGCUGGCUCUGCGUCUGACCUCGAGGCUAUCCCCACCCCCUCCGUCGACCCGGGUACUCCCUUCCCUCCCGUCUGGAGAGGGUGGCACCGCCUCUGGGUCUCCGGGUUCUGGCCGCCCCCUCGCAGCCUUGUGCCCUCACCCAGCCGGCCCUGGGACGCGACUCCCCUGAGCCCCCUUGGGCGGCUGGCGCCUUGAACACCUGGCAGCCUCGCCAGGGGCCCUUGUGCUGCUCACCCUGCUUCGCACUGCCUCUGCCCCUCCUGUCCCCGCCCCAGACUCUCGGGGCUCUGCGCUCAGCCUGUCCCCCUGCGGAGCCCCCAGGGCGGGGGGCGGCCCCUUUGCUCAUUUCCCUGGGCCUUGGUUUCCUCAUAUGCAAGGAGGAGGAUGCUUUCGGGGGGAGUGGGCACCCCCCCACCCCAGGAGGAGACAUGACCAUGGGAGCAGCUCUUCCUGGGACCCUGAGGGGGCGGGUCCAGGCCUGAGCCCCGCAAACCAGGUUCCUGGUGGGGCCUGAGCCGCUCAGAAGGGGUGGAGGGGGCAGGGCUGGGACUGACCUCAGGGAGACCCAGGUGUUCAGAUUCAUUAGCAAUACAGUCAGUGAAGUGUUGAGUGCUGGGGCGUCAGGGUCCAGGAGAGGGGACUCCAGGGGCCUCCUGGCCACCAGGGAGGACUCGCCUGCCUUCCGGUUCUGAGGGGCCUGGAGGGGCUGGGGACUGGCUCGCUCCCAAAGCUGCCCGAUGCUCACUGGAGGGAACGGGCUCCUGGGGGCUCCUGGCUCGGCUGUCCGUCCCGUCAGGCCUGGGAGGGGCAGGCGUGGAGGCUGCAGGUCCUCUCUCUCGUCCCUCCCUCUUCCUGCCCGGUGGCCCGUCUCCCCCAAAGACUGUUUACCGAGUGCCCGGCCACCUCUGGGGCGGGUAUGGGCCCGGCCCCGCCCGGCCCAUCCUAUCCUUCCCCACGUGUGAGUGUGUGAGCCGUGGAUGAACUGUGGUUGCCGCGUGAGCGUCCUUCCUCCCCAGGGCACAUGGUCAUGAUCGCUGACCAGUUGGAGCUCAGGAUGCUUGUGGGACGCGGCCGGACGAUCAGAAAUAAAGCCAUAAUGAAUGAUA